Scaptodrosophila lebanonensis is the source of this 2003-nucleotide messenger RNA. RefSeq names its product U1 small nuclear ribonucleoprotein 70 kDa (gene snRNP-U1-70K). Gene Ontology annotation, molecular function: mRNA binding; U1 snRNA binding. The transcript is spliced from 2 exons. Lineage: Eukaryota; Metazoa; Arthropoda; Insecta; Diptera; Drosophilidae. Bases 189 to 1499 code for a protein of 436 amino acids. The record is from RefSeq and is a predicted model, not a curated record. Gene Ontology annotation, cellular component: U1 snRNP; U2-type prespliceosome; precatalytic spliceosome. Gene Ontology annotation, biological process: mRNA splicing, via spliceosome.
GUGCUAAGAAAAAAGUUACAUCUUUUUCAUCGCAUUGGUUUGUAGUAGAGAUUUACAGUUUUUCAGUGCCGAUCUAGGUAUUAACGUACUGUACUUCAUAAAAGUACAAGAUUAACAAUACCAUAACGAAUGGAUGCAAGAAACUGUAUCUGACGGAACGCUUUUAAAGGUAAUAAAUAUAUUGCAAUAUGACACAAUAUCUACCGCCGAAUCUCUUGGCGUUAUUCGCCGCAAGGGAUCCAAUACCAUUUAUGCCGCCGGUGGAUAAGCUGCCACACGAAAAGAAAUCACGCGGCUAUCUGGGCGUAGCCAAUUUCAUGACCGACUUUGAAGAUCCAAAAGAUACGCCACUUCCGAAAACAGUUGAGACACGGCAGGAACGUUUGGAGCGAAGACGACGUGAAAAAGCAGAGCAGGUAGCCUACAAACUAGAACGUGAAAUAGCGCUUUGGGAUCCAACUGAAAUCAAAAAUGCCACAGAGGAUCCAUUUCGAACUCUUUUCGUAGCACGCAUCAACUACGACACGUCAGAGUCGAAACUGCGCCGCGAGUUUGAGUUCUACGGUCCCAUUAAGAAGAUUGUGCUCAUUCAUGACCAGGACUCAGGUAAACCCAAGGGCUACGCCUUUAUUGAGUAUGAACACGAACGUGACAUGCAUGCGGCUUACAAGCACGCCGAUGGUAAGAAGAUUGAUAGCAAGCGUGUACUGGUUGAUGUGGAGCGUGCCCGUACGGUCAAGGGCUGGCUGCCGCGACGUCUGGGCGGUGGUCUCGGUGGCACAAGACGGGGCGGCAACGAUGUAAACAUCAAGCAUUCAGGUCGCGAGGACAACGAGCGAGAAAGGGAGCGGUAUCGCCUAGAACGCGAGCGCGAGGAUCGAGAGGUUGCGCGUGGAGUCAACAAUGGUGUAGAUGCCCGAGGAGGACGCUAUGGGUCAGCAAUACCUGGGGCUCCUGCUGAUAGACGUCGCUCAAGGUCUCGUGAUCGCAGGGAAAGAGAACGACGCGCCGGUAGCAGGGAACGCGGUCGGCGCUCCCGCAGCCGCUCAAGAGAGCGUAGGAAACGACGCGCCGGCAGCAGGGAACGUGACUAUGACCGAAGAGAUCGUGAUAGAGAACGUGACAAGAAAAAGAAGCGUUCCAAAUCUCGCGAUCGUGAAUCUUCACGGGAACGCCGUGAGCGGAAGCGUGAGCGUCGGGAUCGCGGAGCUGGCGAUCGUGAUGUCAAGGAACGCAAACCAGAUUUCCGCGAUAUGGACAUGGUUAAAAUCAAAGAGGAGCCUAUUGACGAUGGCUAUCCUACGUAUUCAAUGAACGACUAUCAGAACACGGCCAUUAAACGUGAGGUCGAUGACGAGCACGAGGAGAAAUACCGACCGCCUCCACCUCUUAAUAUGUUUAGUGUGCCACCACCCCCGAUCAUAGGGCGAAAUAACAACAAUAGCAGCAGCAACAACGACAACGGCCAAAAUUCCGGCGAGCAGUCUUGGUGGCGUUAAUUUGUGGAAUAUCUAUCCUUUGGUAUUAAUAAGUCUUAAAGUAUGCACUGAUUUAACAAUUUUAAUGUCUUGCGCUCCAUGGGUUAAAUUUCUGAUGUGGAGCUGCUGCUGCUCUGGUAAUAUGUGCAAAAUAAUUGUAACUCUUUAUUGAAUUUAAAUUAUUCCCCCUCCUCCCUCCCUUCACGCUCAAUUGAAUUCCAUAGCAAAAAGCCAGCGACGAGUCGGCGAACAUAAAACCAGAAAUCAAAUGGCUUGGAUAUUAUUUAUUAAAUGAUGCCGUAAGUCCUGGUCGCAUUUCAAAAUAAUCUCAAAACGGAAGCGUUUUAGCUUACUACAAACGUUUUAAUAUUCACUAAAAGAAGAGACAAAAAGAAACCCCAAGUAGAGAAAACAGCCACAAAUCGAAAUUCAACUAAAGUGCAUAGCUUAAAUACGUUUAAAUAUAUAAGUAACUUAACUAAAAGAAAAAUGAAAAGUAAGUAAAAAUAAAGCAGUCUUCAUGUG